AUGCAGUUCCCUCUCUUCCUCGCUGCCGCUGCCCUUGUCGGCCAAGCAAGCGCCUUCUACGGCCAAAUGUCUGCUUCUGCCUAUGAAGCCAACGAGGGCGGUGUUUUCCAGAUCAUCUAUCUCACCGACUACAACAGCGGUUCUACCUAUUCUGGUACCCUUUAUGGAGGAUUCAACGGCUGUGCUAGCUCUGAAUGCUCUAUCGACUUUUAUGAGACCAGCGCCGGUGGAUAUGAGUUUGGUGCUCUCAUAUGGCGUACUAGUGAUGGAUGCCACAAUAUUGACUUUGAGGGUGCUUUGGAUGCGGGCCAUGGGUACUGCUGUGGUUCGUUGCCUUGCGAUUUCUCUGCUUAA
Molecule: messenger RNA, 354 nt
Organism: Penicillium pulvis
Lineage: Eukaryota; Fungi; Ascomycota; Eurotiomycetes; Eurotiales; Aspergillaceae
Exons: 2
Coding region: 1-354 (117 amino acids)
Source: RefSeq, a predicted model, not a curated record